AUGGAAAUGUUCUGUACCGGUAUUGACGAUGUAAUAGUGUCAAUAUCCUGCUUGUGUUAUUGGACUAAAGUUUUGCAAGAUAUUACCAUUGGGGAAACUGGUGCUGCCUACAGAGGUUGCAGCCAUCUCCUCCUUGGCAUCACAGCUGCCCUCAGACCCCUUGUGAAACUCAAGAUUGUCAAAAAGAGAACCAAGAAGUUCAUCCUGUACCAGUCAGACUGGUAUGUCAAAAUCAAGCCUAACUGGCAGAAACCCAGAGGUAUUGACAAUAGGGUUUGUAGAAGGUUCAAGGGCCAGAUCUUGAAGCCCAUCGUUGGUUGUGGGAGCAACAAAAAAACAAAGCACGUGCUGCCCAAUGGUUUCCGGAAAUUCCUGGUCCAUGACAUCAAUGAGCUGGAAGUGCUGAUGAUGUGCAACAAAUCUUACUGUGCUAAGAUCGCUCACAAUGUUUCCUCCAAGAACUGCAAGGCCAUCGUGGAAAGAGCAGCCCAGCUGGCCAUCAGAGUCAACAACCUCAAUGCCAUACUGCGCAGCAAAGAAAAUGAAUAG
Pan troglodytes (chimpanzee) is the source of this 549-nucleotide messenger RNA. RefSeq names its product large ribosomal subunit protein eL32-like. The record is from RefSeq and is a predicted model, not a curated record. Gene Ontology annotation, molecular function: structural constituent of ribosome. Lineage: Eukaryota; Metazoa; Chordata; Mammalia; Primates; Hominidae. The coding region runs from base 1 to 549 and encodes 182 amino acids. Gene Ontology annotation, biological process: translation. Gene Ontology annotation, cellular component: cytosolic large ribosomal subunit; ribosome. The transcript is spliced from 2 exons.